Molecule: messenger RNA, 940 nt
Organism: Parathielavia appendiculata
Lineage: Eukaryota; Fungi; Ascomycota; Sordariomycetes; Sordariales; Chaetomiaceae
Exons: 2
Coding region: 303-548 (81 amino acids)
Source: RefSeq, a predicted model, not a curated record
CUGGAGACUACUAGUUCGGCCCGUGUGAUACUGCCCAAGGUUGCGUUCAUUGCCCACGUAUGUAUCAUCUUGGGCUACCUCUUCCUUUCAGCCCCAGGGCCAAGAGAAGGUCCGGGCCGCUUUAAGAUCGCGCGUGGAAUGUAAGCUCUUCUCUUAAGCUUUGUGCCGAGGAAUCUCUCUCUCAAGCACCAACUUCAAGCUUCUAGUUACCUCCUCCUUGGCUCCUCCCACUGGCAAUUAUCCUUUUCCCAACGAAGUGGAGGUUGACACAUCAGCAACGAUUUAGACUCCUAGUCUUCUGGAUGGCCAACAGCGGCGUGCUCUGUUAUUACCAUAAACGUUAUUUCAUCCGAUACAUGCAAGAAAUAGCAUGGUUCUUCUACGCGUUAGCAUACAUCUCGCACAACCUUAUCGGCCCCGGCGGAGGCGCCAUAACAGAUCCUGGCGGCGCCCUCAUAGUCUGUUUCACCAUAGCGACUCUCGUUCCUGCCCUGCUGCUGAGGCUGUGGCGCAUGAUGGGUCUUCUGUUGCAUGGUUUGAGACGAUGAAAAGUGGCUUGUAACAGGUGAAGGGAUAAAAAGGGCAGCGAUCGCAACCUCGUUUAGAAGACUUGGGCAACAUGACCAAGUAUAUGCAAAAGCAGGAACCAGUUAUAAGAUACCAAAUACGCCGAGAACAAAAUACAAAAAGCUCAGCAGCCAGUUUGCUGGCUGGUUACGAAAGUCCUCACGCGGGUUUUGGUUCAUCUGUUGCCUGGCUCUUUUCCCCAUGACGACGUUGGGUUUGUUUGUUCUCCGGUUCAGAGAUUCUCAGUCCAGAGUUGGGCGUACCUUUUUGUCCCGCUCCAGCUCAGAGUCGAACUAGCGACUUGCUAAGUUGCUCGCAUGGUUCCUUCUGGCUCCCAUUUUUGGGUCUGUCUUGUUCCCACGCUAGUCCAUUG